Molecule: messenger RNA, 6432 nt
Organism: Chelmon rostratus (copperband butterflyfish)
Lineage: Eukaryota; Metazoa; Chordata; Actinopteri; Chaetodontiformes; Chaetodontidae
Product: transcriptional regulator ATRX-like
Exons: 36
Coding region: 116-5968 (1950 amino acids)
Cellular component (GO): nucleus
Molecular function (GO): ATP-dependent chromatin remodeler activity; ATP hydrolysis activity; ATP binding
Source: RefSeq, a predicted model, not a curated record
UAGCUAUGGCUUCUGAAACCCAGAGCAGACUGAGCUGAGAAUGAAAACCCAGGAUAUAUUGGUAUCAUGAGAAUAUAAGGACUUGAACGACCUCGUUGUUCACCUGCUUCGCGAUAUGUCUGCAGCGAUGCUGAGCACCACUACCAGCAAGCUCAAUGUAUUGGUCAACAAACUGCAUGAGUACUUGGCUCAUUCAGCUGUUGAGGACAGCAAUGGUACUCCACCCUCAGAGGAUGCUGAUGGUCUGACAAAUAGGAGCUGUUCUGUGGGAAACUCGACAGGUCAUGCUGCAACAGAGGCAGGACUGGAUACGAAAUACUCAAGGAGAAAACCGUCUGUUGUCAUAAAGCACUCUGGACUGGAUGAAUCUGGGGACUCAAAUGCAAGUGAGGACUUGGAUUUACCAGUAAACACAAAUGGUCACCUUGAUAUCACUAGAUUGCCAAAAGGCACUGUUCUGGUGAGGCCUGAACCUGUUGAUAAUGGAAGAGAUGACUUCAGGGGUCCGGAGUUUCGCAACCGGAAAUCAGGUGUACUGCGGAAAGAGUUUUCAAGAAGACGUGGAGGAGUUGAACACAUGGAAAUUGUCAGUUGCACCGCAUGUGGCCGUCAAGUUAACCACUUCCAGAGAGAUUCCCUCUAUCGACAUCCAGUGCUGAAAGUACUUAUUUGCAAGUCUUGCUACAAGUAUUACUUAAGUGAUGACAUCAGUAAAGAUGGAGAUGGAAUGGACGAACAAUGCAGAUGGUGUGCUGAAGGAGGCAACUUGAUCUGUUGUGACUUCUGUAGUAAUGCCUUCUGCAAGAAGUGUAUUCUACGAAAUUUGGGAAGGAAGGAACUGUCUGGCAUCUUGGAGAGCAAAUGGUACUGCUAUGUGUGUAGCCCAGAGCCCCUUUUUGGCCUGGUGAUGACCUGUAACAAUAUCCUUGAGAAUAUGGAGAAUCUGUGGAAUCAGCAGCGAAGGAGGAAUCGAGUAGAGCCAGAGAAAUCUGAACUUUACGACAUGUUACCACACUUACCACAAAACGUUUCUUUGGAUAAAUGGGAUCACACUGGUAUGGAUGGUAAUGUGGUGUUCAACUAUAAUGCACUGCAGGUGUCCAAGGACAUUACCAAAAAAGCCAAACAUUUAGUGGACUCUGCUAACAUCUUAAAUCGAACAUUUGUCAGUUUCAUUCAUUCUGUGACAACGAACAAACAAACACCUGGUGUUCGCAAUCUGUACUUGAACUCUUUUUUGUCUGUAGUGAAAGGCUUGCGAAAAUCACUUGCAGCACUUGAGGAUAGCCUUAAGGAAGAAUUCAGUGACUUGGAUGUCUUGAGCUGUUGGGAAAAGGUCCUCAGUGAUGAUUUUGAUACACAGUCGGUAACAGAAGCAGACACAGAACUGGAUAUCACUGAUGAAAGAUGCUUGAGUGACUUGCAAAAAUUGGCAGCUGAACAUUUGGUUGAUGAUGAUUCUGACUCCAAGGGCUUCACAGAUGGGAGAAAUGCACAUGACUGCCCUGGGGAAGACAUGCAUUCACAUUCAGAAGUCAGGCAAAGGGUCCAAAACAUUGGCCUGAAGCCUUUUGAAAGUGGUUUCAAUAUGACAAAAAAACUGGUUGUCAAACUUACGCCUGUACUUAUGGAGCAGGGGCCAUCCUCUGAUAUCCCGAAGAUGGAGGAGGACACGAAGGAUAAGAAGUCAGAGAGAAAGGAUGUAUCUGAAGAUGAACAGACAGGUGUUUUAAGUGCUAAAGCUGAGAGCAAGAUGAGCAAUGACAACUCUAGUGUGUCUGUACACCAAGAAGAGGAGCAAGGCAAUAGACGAUCUCCUCGCGUGAAGACAACACCUUUGCGUAGGCCAAGUGAUGUCAAGGCCAAAACAUCGCUUUCAGCAGCAGACAGCGACAGUGACAGUGACCCUGAGGAAACCUCCAGCACAGUGCCAGCCAAAAACACAGAAGAACAAAGUCUGGGCAGGGCAAGAGACGACUCUGACUCAGAUGAAGUCCCUGCAGCACUGCUUGAGCGGGCAGCUAUAUCACAAAGUUCUGAUGAGCCCCAGAGUGAUGAGGAUGGUGGAAAAGCAUCAACAAAGGUGGCCAAGAAAUGCCUCUUUUGGCUUACUAAGAAUGCCCCGAUCUCAUCAGAGAAAAUGCGCCGCAAACGCAAGAUGCUGGAUCGUUCCCCCGAGUCUGACUCAUGUGACAGGAGAGUAAAGUCUCGAAAGGACAGUGGGUCGGAUUCCUCUAGUGAUGAUCAAGACUCGCAGAAGAAAAUGCGACACUUGAGUACACUGAGGUCAAUAGGGAAGCCUCACCUCGUCAACAGAGAGGACCAAGGUGUGGAUAGGAAGGCUAGAAUGCAGGCUGGGAAGUCCAAGACUAAAUCUCGUCGCCAGGUAAUAGAGUCGACAUCCUCGUCAAGUGAGGAUGUACAAGAUGAUGACUCUGGGAGUGAUGGAAGUGUUCAGAAGAUGAAGCCAAUCACUGAAGAUGUGGCCUUGCUAGGGGCAGCAGCAUUCCACCAAUCAUCAGGAGAUGAGGAGCAAUCUGGGCCCUCGUGGGCAGCAGAAGAAGAUGACGAUCCAGAAAAUAGAAUCGCUAAGAAAAUGCUAUUGGCCCAAAUCAAAGCCAACUUCUCAUCGGCCGAUGAGAUCUCUUCGGAUGAGGAAACGCAGGAGGAUGAAUCUGAGUCAGACGGUGAUGAGAUCAAACAAAGCAAUGAGGAACAUGGAACAGAUGAAAAUGGGGAAGACUUGCCUUCAGAACCAUCUGACACCUUGUCUGAUGGGGCCAACACCAGGCACCAUCUUCUCCGUCACAAACUAACCUUAGAUGAGGGAACGUCAAGUGACAAGGCCGUGGCAGAGAGUGAAGCAGGGAAGCAGGAGCGCAAGCAACGAGGCGACGGCGAACACCUGAGCUCUGCUAGCGAAAAUGAUGGCGACAGUAAUGAGUCCGAGCCAGAAGAUCUGGGGAUGAGCGAGGAACUGAGUCAGUCAGAAGAUGAGACCGAUGAAGAUGGACCCAAAAGCUCCGGAUCGUCCAAUGAAAUGAGCGAGGCGCCCUGUAGUUACGAACAGAAGAAACAGGUGCCCUGCAUUUGGUUGUCUGACUCCUGCAGUGAAAAGAGCGAUAUUGAGGAUGCUGAUGAGGAGACGAACGACAGUAAAAGCACCCCCAAAGGGCGCAAAAAGAUCCGCAAAAUCAUUGAGGAUGAGAAUCUUCGUGCAGAGACCCAGGAGGCCCUCAGAGAAGAGGAGGAGAGGUGCAAACGGCUGGCUGAUAGGGAACAACAGAUGGAGGACAGGAGAGAGGUACUGCAUACACCGCAGAUUAUUGUUGACUGGACGAGGAAGGAUGAGGUGUCUCAAGUGGUGUGCCCCAUUACCACCAAGCUGGUCCUGGAUCAGGAAGAGGAGACCAAGAAGCCUCUUGUUCAGGUGCACAGGAACCUGGUGACGAGACUGAAGCCUCACCAGGUGGACGGUGUCCAGUUCAUUUGGGACAGUUGCUGUGAGUCUGUGAAGAAGGCCAACUCUUCUCCUGGAUCAGGCUGUAUACUGGCACACUGCAUGGGCCUGGGAAAGACUCUGCAGGUGGUAACGUUCCUCCACACGGUGCUGCUGUCAGAGAAUCUGAAAUUCAAAACGGCGCUGGUCGUCUGUCCACUGAAUACUAUCCUCAACUGGGUCGGCGAGUUCAAGAAAUGGCAAGGCAGCAUGGGAGAGGACAAAGUAAAAGUCACAGAACUGGCUACAAUAAAGCAUGAUCCAGAUCGACUCAGAGCUCUGCAGCGGUGGCAGAGAGACGGAGGCGUUAUGAUAAUGGGGUACGAGAUGUACCGCAUCCUGUCACUAGCCCGGAAAAUCAACAAUGAGGAAUGGAAGAAAGAGAUAAAGAGCGUGCUGGUGGAUCCAGGUCCGGACUUUGUGGUUUGUGACGAGGGGCACAUCCUGCGCAAUGAAGCGUCCAAUAUCUCCAAAGCCAUGAAUGCCAUCAAGACCCGAAGAAGAGUAGUGCUGACUGGCACACCGCUGCAAAACAACCUGAUCGAGUAUCACUGCAUGGUCAAUUUCAUCAAGAAGAAUCUUCUGGGCUCACUGGGUGAAUUCAGAAACCGCUUUAUCAACCCCAUACAGAACGGCCAGUGUGCCGACUCCACACCAAAAGACGUCCGGAUCAUGAAGAAGCGAGCUCAUGUACUUCAUGCUAUGUUGGCUGGAUGCGUGCAGAGAAGAGACUACACUGAGUUGACUCAGUUUCUGCCUCCCAAACACGAGUAUGUGCUCAUGGUGAGGCUUUCCCCACUUCAGUAUCAGCUGUAUCGCUGCUACCUCGAUCACAUCACCGGGGUGGGUUCUCUGACUAACAGAGCAGAAGCGAGGACUGCAGCCAACCUGUUCAAAGACUUUCAGGUGCUUGGGCGAAUUUGGACCCAUCCCUGGUGCCUUCAGCUCAACUACAACAGAGGAAAGAAGGAAAACUUUGAAAAGAAGAAGGAAGUUAGCGUUGCAGCUCUGCUGAGAAAUAAAGAAACCACUGUGGCUGAGAGCAACAUGUUUCCAACAAGUUGGGACAGGAGCAACAAAGACUGGGAAAGUUGUGGAAUGACCCAAAAACACCUGUUUGGAUCAUUGGUAAACAGUGAACUGAGAGAGAAUGAAGGGAACGACAGGAAUACAGAUGACAGCAGCGCAGCGGCUGUUGUUGAACUGUCCAAAGCUGCAACUGCUGCGCUACCAGAAGUGGAAGGAGAAACAGGAGCCGCCAGCUGGAGGCCUCAGGGUCUAGACGAGGACUGGUUCAAGAAUCUGCUGUCUGACGGGGACUCCAGGAUCCUGGAGCACUCAGGGAAGAUGGUGCUGUUGUUUGAGAUCCUCAGAAUGGCUGAAGACCUGAAGGAUAAAGUGCUUGUGUUCAGUCAGUCCUUGAUCUCAUUAAACCUAAUUGAGGUUUUUCUUGAGGCCUCUCACCGUGCCAGAGACACUUCAUCGUUUAGAGCGGGCACCUGGAUUAAAAACGUCGAUUACUAUCGUCUUGAUGGUUCCACCACUGCUUCGUUAAGGAAGAAAUGGACAGAUCGGUUCAAUAACACUGCCAAUGUCCGCGCACGAUUGUUUCUCAUCUCGACGAGAGCCGGCUCACUCGGCAUCAACCUCGUUGCUGCCAACAGGGUCAUCAUAUUUGAUGCCUCGUGGAAUCCCUCGUAUGACGUACAGAGCAUAUACAGGGUGUACCGCUUCGGUCAGCUCAAACAAGUGUUUGUGUACCGCUUCUUGGCUCAGGGCACCAUGGAGGAGAAGAUCUAUGAUCGUCAGGUGACCAAGCAGUCUCUGUCCUAUCGAGUGGUGGAUCAGCAGCAGAUUGAGAGGCACUUCACCUCGUCUGAACUGACCGAACUGUACACAUUUGAGCCAGACCUGCUGGACGACCCAAACUCUAAGAAAAGCAGGAGAACCGCCUCUGGUUUGCCAAAGGAUGAAGUCCUGGCACAGCUAUUACAUACCUGUAAAGACCAGAUAGUUUCUCUCCAUGAGCACGAAUCUCUGCUGGACCAUAAACAAGAGGAGGAGCUCAGUGAGGCAGAACGCAAAGCCGCCUGGGACGAGUACGAGGCUGAGUCAAGCACAGUCAGCUCCAGCAAGGACACUUUGGAGACGAAGACCAAUGAACAGCUCGUGGAAUUGCUUAACAAGACCAGAUUAAACACAUCGGUGGCCUUCCUGUCACUGCAGAAGAUACGGUCUCACAAAAUCGAGGACUACAUGUCACUACUGCGGCAGCGGCAGCCUCAGAUGCCUGAGAUCGAUGUCCAGACCAAAGCUCAGAUUUGGAAAGUGAAUGACGAGAAGGAGCAGACCUCUUAUCUCGCACAGCAACAAGCACUCAUAUUCAGCAUUCAGGCCAUACUGACCAGUCGAAGAAAUCAAGCGAUGCAGACGUCCGUGACCUCUGUGAACCAGCCUGCACAGACUUGAACAAGAGAAUCAUGUUUUAGUAGGAAAAGAAAGUGAUGCCUUUGGUUUUCAUCACAUGACAGGGACCUUAUUUCAUCUCAUCAUGAAUGUAUGUUUUAGCAGUAAGGAAAGAGAAGAAUGCACUAAGCUCCUGUAACAUAAAAAUAACAGCUUCUUAAUAACAGUUUAUUAUCAGGUGUCCGAACAGUUUUGUUUUGUAUUACUUGCUGCAUUUUAACUUACACAGGAUACAUAGUGAAGUUGAACAAAUUUCCUUUACAGUUUGCUAAAACUGGUUUGUUCGGCAGCUUCAUACAUGUCAAAUGUAGCAGUUUGUUGCUUCCAAACAUCAAUUUGAUGGUUUCCACAAUGAAUGUUUACUGAACUUGCCUUACUAUUUAUCCUUAAUAUGUUUUGCUAUUCAAUUUGUUUAACAUUUUAUAUGUCUGUUGCCAGAUUUUAUUUUGCAGUAAUAAAUUAACUAA